Neopelma chrysocephalum (saffron-crested tyrant-manakin) is the source of this 11194-nucleotide messenger RNA. It is a transcript of the gene ADAMTSL1, whose product is annotated as ADAMTS like 1. Gene Ontology annotation, molecular function: metalloendopeptidase activity. Gene Ontology annotation, cellular component: extracellular matrix. Lineage: Eukaryota; Metazoa; Chordata; Aves; Passeriformes; Pipridae. Gene Ontology annotation, biological process: extracellular matrix organization. The record is from RefSeq and is a predicted model, not a curated record.
GCCGGUCGCUCAGCCUUCCGAAACUCCUGUACCCCUCCGCAGGUCACCACAGGGCCAGUUACUACAAGGGCCAGUCUUCAUUUUACCUGUGCUACCACAGCAGUGUCCAGAAAGUCUGGCACUGGUGCUGCUCAGGAGAUGCAUAAUUUCAUCUUGAAAGAUUCUGUAGCCUCAAUAAGAACUCCCUGUGAGAUUUUGUCAAACAUUUUCUUGAGGCACCAGUGGUAUGAGUCAAGUUCAUUGGACAGUAGAAGCUGCUUGGAUGCACCUGUUUUUGGAGAUCAAAAUCAAGGAGCAGUUUUCCUACGUGAAUUUACAUUGAUUCGGAGAGAAAGUCUUCAUGAUGAUUUCGUAUCAGAUUUGCUGAAUAACCACAAAAUAGAAGAUCCGAGCUCCAGAACAACUUGCUCGGAGGAAGAUCGAGACUCACUGUGGGAUGCCUGGGGCUCAUGGAGUGAAUGUUCACGCACUUGUGGAGGAGGGGCUUCAUAUUCACUGAGACGCUGCCUGAGCAGCAAGACCUGUGAAGGACGAAACAUCCGGUACAGGACAUGCAGCAAUGUGGAUUGUCCACCAGAAGCAGGUGAUUUCCGUGCUCAGCAGUGCUCUGCUCACAACGACGUCAAAUAUCAGGGACAGUUUUAUGAGUGGCUUCCUGUGUCUAAUGACCCUGACAACCCAUGCUCACUGAAGUGCCAGGCCAGAGGAAUGGCUCUUGUUGUGGAGCUGGCACCAAAGGUUCUGGAUGGGACCCGGUGCUACACUGAAUCCCUGGACAUGUGCAUCAGUGGCUUGUGCCAAAUCGUUGGCUGUGACCGCCAGCUGGGAAGCACUGUCAAGGAAGAUAACUGUGGGGUCUGCAAUGGAGAUGGGUCCACCUGCCGGCUGGUUCGAGGCCAGUAUAAGUCCCAGCUCUCAGCAAAUAAACUAGAUGAUACAGUGGUUGCUAUUCCCUAUGGAAGCAGGCAAGUUCGCCUCAUGCUGAAAGGACCCGAUCAUUUAUAUUUGGAAACCAAGACUCUUCAAGGUUUGAAGAGUGAAAACAGCCUCAGCACCACAGGCUCCUUUCUUGUAGAAAAUUCUAGCAUUGACUUCCAGAAGUUUCCUGACAAGGAGAUCUUAAGAAUAUCUGGUCCUCUCACUGCAGACUUCACUAUCAAGAUUCAUUAUGCUGGUGCUGCUGACAGUUCAGUUCAGUUCAUCUUCUAUCAGCCUAUCAUUCACCGAUGGAGGGAAACUGAUUUUUUUCCUUGUUCGGCAUCCUGUGGAGGAGGUUAUCAACUGACAUCUGCUGAGUGUUUUGAUCUGAGAAGCAGCCGGGUAGUAGCAGAUCAAUACUGCCACUAUUAUCCUGAAAAUAUCAAGCCAAAGCCAAAACUUCAGGAGUGUAAUCUGGAUCCUUGUCCUGCAAGUGAUGGAUACAAGCAGAUCAUGCCCUAUGACCUCUACCAUCCCCUUCCUCGAUGGGAAAGUACACCCUGGACUGCCUGUUCCUCAUCCUGUGGAGGGGGCAUUCAAAGCCGUAGCAUCUCAUGUGUGGAAGAAGACAUUCAGGGGCAUAUCAGCCCUGUGGAAGAAUGGAAAUGCAUGUAUACUCCAAAGAUGCCUGUUGUCCAGGCUUGCAAUAUAUUUGACUGCCCAAAGUGGCUUGCUCAGGAAUGGUCUCCGUGCACUGUGACCUGUGGACAAGGACUCAGAUACCGUGUAGUCCUUUGCCUUGAUCACAGAGGAAUGCAUACAGGAGGCUGUAGUCCUAAAACAAAGCCACACAUAAAAGAGGAAUGCAUUGUAUCCACUCCUUGCUACAAACCCAGAGAGAAACUUCCUGUGGAAGCAAAGUUGCCAUGGUAUAAGCAGGCUCAAGAGCUGGAGGAAGGAACAGCUGUAUCUGAAGAACCAUCGUUUAUUCCUGAGGCUUGGUCCACCUGUAGUGUCACCUGUGGAGUAGGCAGCCAGGUGCGGCUUGUGAAAUGUCAAGUGCUCCUCUUUUUCUCUCAGUCUGUGGCUGACUUGCCCAUCGAUGAAUGCGAAGGUCCCAAACCUGUGUCUCAGAGAGCCUGUUACAGUGGUCCCUGCAGUAGGGAGGCAAUUGAAUACACCCCGGAGGAAACUGAGUUUCUGUAUGGGAGCUUGCAGGAGUUUGAUGAGCUCUAUGACUGGGAAUAUGAAGGCUUUACAGAGUGUUCAGAGUCCUGUGGAGGAGGUAUCCAGGAGGCUGUGGUGACCUGUCUGAACAAACAAACCAGGGAGACUGCAGAUGAGACACUGUGUGUAACCAGCCACCGUCCUCCACAGCUGCUAAAAGCCUGCAAUGUGGACCCCUGCCCCCCAAGGUGGGAGAUUGGGAAAUGGAGCACCUGCAGUCUUACCUGUGGGGUUGGUUUACAGACACGAAAGGUCUUCUGUUCUCAUCUACUGUCGAGAGAGACUAAUGAGAGCAUGAUUUUGGCAGAUGAACUGUGCUCUAAACCUAAGCCAUCCCUUGUGCAAGGCUGUAACCGCUUUGACUGCCCGCCCUCCUGGUAUCCUACAGAAUGGCAAGAGUGUUCGCAGACAUGUGGCGAUGGUGUCCAGAAGCGAGAUACAUUUUGUAAGCAGCGCCUGGCAGAUGGGAGCUUAUUAGAGCUGCCAGAAACCUUCUGCUCCAUGCCAAGGACAGUUACCCAACAAGUCUGCAAAAAUGAAGAUUGUCCCAAUGAGUGGCUGCUCUCUGACUGGACACAGUGUUCAGUGAGCUGUGGAGAAGGCACACAGAGUCGAAAUGCCAUUUGCAGAAAACCACUGAAACCCGGGGGAUUUGUUAUCAUCAAUUCCUCACUCUGCCUGCCUUUGCCAUUGACAUCCUUGAUCAGGCCCUGUGUACUAGGCCCCUGUGCAAGGCACAACAGGCCAGCUCAUAGUCAAAGCCCCCAUAUUAUGGCUGUAAGGAAAGUUUACAUCCAGACAAGGAAGCAGAAGAAACUACACUUUAUUGUGGGUGGGUAUGCCUACCUGCUGCCCAAAACUUCUGUUGUUCUCCGAUGCCCUGCAAGGAGGUUCAGAAAAUCAAUGAUCACUUGGGAGAAGGAUGACAAGAGGCUCCUCAGCUCAGCUCACAUCACCGUUGCACCCUAUGGGUACAUGACAAUCCAUCGCUUGAAGCCUUCAGACUCUGGGACAUACACCUGCACAGCAGGGCCAGCUCGGGAGAAUUUCAUGAUUAAACUAAUUGGAAGCAACAAGAAUAUAAUUGCUGGGCAGCCAACUGGUAUUAGGGAGGAAGAGGCCAUGAGAAAGGCCAGUUUAAAUGAAGCCUUGAGAACAGAGGAGAAACAUCUCAAUGGGAUUUUCUUCAAUGGUAGCAAUGCUGAAAAGCGAAGGCACCUUGCUAACCGCAGCAGAUGGUAUGACAAUAUUGUCUCAAGGCUGCUACAGCACAGGGGCUGGCCAGGGGAAAAUCUGGAGUCCUGGGAAGCCCAGGAGUCCAUGGAGAGAAAUGCAUCCUCAGAAGAGAACCAUAGCCAGAACCAUAGCCUGCCAUUUACUAUGAUUACAGAGCAGAAACGCUUGGAUGAUAUCAUAAGGAAUUUGUCUCAACAGCCAGAGGAGCUUAAAGAUAUGUACACUGAGCAGCUUGUUGUGCAGCUGGCUCACGAGGUUUUCGAGAGCCACUUGGAGCACCAGGAAUUUGUCCUCAAAGCAUCAAGGCGAAAAGUUGAUUCAGUCUCAGUGGAGUACCCUUUCCACAGACAAGUUUCUGGAUUUACCAGAUCCCUGAGGACAUCAUCUGCUGAAGUGUUUCUUCCCACUUCUGUAGACCUGGCUAAUGGCUUGCACAGACCUCAUCAAAAGCCUGCCAUUCUCCGGAAGAUUACAGCAGCACAACAGCUUUCUGCUUCAGAGGUUGUUACCCACCUGGGACAGACAGUGGUUCUAGCAAGUGGCACACUCAGCGUGCUGCUUCACUGCGAAGCAGUGGGAAAUCCAAAGCCCACCAUCAGCUGGGCUAAGAAUGGAGAGGAGGUGAAAUACAAUGAUAGAAUACUCCUUCAGCCUGAUGACUCCUUGCAGAUUCUAGCACCCGUGGAAGCUGAUGUGGGUUUCUAUGCUUGCAAUGCAUCCAAUGCCUUGGGAUCUGACUCUGUCUCCAUUGCUGUUACUCUAGCAGGAAAGCCACUGAUAAAGGCAUCAAAAGCUACUGUGAUCAACACUGAAUUACCUGCUGUCACUGUUGAUAUUGGAAGCAUGGUGAAAACAAUCCAGAAAGCAAAUGUUACCAUUAACUGCCACGUUGCAGGUGUUCCUGAAGCAAAAGUUACUUGGUUUAAAAACAAGGUCAAGCUGCUCUCUGCUCACCACCUGCAUGAUGGGUUGCUGAUAAUUGCAAAUGUUUCUCUGUCAGACCAGGGGUUAUACUCCUGCAAGGCAGCCAAUAUUCAUGGGGAGGUAACUGAAAGCUCCCAGCUGUUGGUUCUUGAGCCUCCACGACCUCUUCCUUAUCUAGAAGACUUGACAGCAGUGCUUUCCAGUGCUGGGCCCAGCACUCAUUUGGUGCUGACCACUCCUUCAGGAACAAAACUGACUGUCAGUCCAGGGAGCUCUGCUCUCAUAGGUUGUGCUGUUGAUGGUCAUCCAACCCCAAACAUCACCUGGCUUUACUCUAGUGAACCUCUCCAUCUGGGACAUCAUCUCCUGGCAGCAGGCCGGAUUCUUCAGAUACUCAAUGUCAGUGAUUUCACUGAUGGUGAAUUCAGCUGCCUUGCUCAAAAUGAGGCUGGCUCACUCACACAAAAAAUGUCCCUGGCUAUACAAGAAUACCGGUGGUCAGUGGACAAACCGACAGCUUGUUCGGCUUCCUGUGGCCACAAAGGGGUGCAGCUGCCCCAGUUGAGGUGCUUGCUGGAUGGGGCUGAAGUCAACACAUUGUACUGCAGAGAGACACCCAAGCCAUCUCUGCAGCCCAUUGCAUGCAACAGAAGAGACUGCCCUUCACGAUGGAUGGUGACAUCAUGGUCUCUUUGCACGCGGAGCUGUGGUGGAGGCAUCCAAAUGCGGCGAGUGACCUGUCAGCGCCUGACAGCAAAGGGCAGCUCUGUCCCAAUGUCAAAUGAGGCUUGUGCCCAGGUGUCCAAGCGCCCUGUGGACACACAGAACUGUAACAGGCAGCCCUGUUUUGAGUGGGUAGUCUCCUCCUGGAGCCAGUGUAAUGGGCCCUGCAUUGGACCACGACUGGCUGUACAGCACAGACAGAUAUUUUGCCAGACCAAAGAUGGGACUUCUGUGUCAUCUGAUCAAUGCAGUGCCUUACCAAGGCCGUUGAACACCCAGAACUGCUGGACCGACGUCUGUGGUGUGCACUGGAGGGUCAGCCUGUGGACCGUCUGCACGGCUCCGUGUGGAAACUACGGCUUCCAGUCCCGGCGUGUCGACUGUGUGCACAUCCGCACCAACAAACCUGUGAUGGAGCAUCACUGCUCCUGGAGGCCAAGACCAUCAAACUGGCAGCGCUGCAACAUCACACCCUGUGAAAAUGUGGAGUGCAGAGACACUACAAGGUACUGUGAGAAAGUGAAGCAGCUCAAACUCUGCCAGCUCACCCAGUUUAAGUCACGUUGCUGUGGGACUUGUGGAAAAUCUUGAAGACAGACAAAAUGAAAAUGGAGGAACAAGGGGAUCACAGCUUUGCUUCACUGAGGCAAGGGCUUUUGCAGAAAAUACAAAUGGAAUGGAAAUAUCCUUUUCAUUUUAUUCAUUUCCCUUUAAAAAAAAAAAAAGAACACCUUUUACCCAAAUCAUUGUUGUAAAGGGUCUUGAAAAGUUUUUCCUUCUAUAAAUCUGAGAGACAGAAUGCAGCGAAACAUGGUCAUGAAGGUAGACCAUAAAGGGUCAGAGAGACCAAUGCCACCAGAAAUGGGUGUGAGAGGAGUGGAGCUUCCCCAUAAUCCAUAUACAUGCCUGGGGGAUACACCAAGAGACAGAUGAGGAAGAGGACCAGAGUAAAAACCUAGCAUCACAUUACAGAAUCACAGAAUCACAAAGGUUGGUAGAAACCUUCAGGAUCACCUGGUCUAACCAUCAACCCAGCACCACCAUAAUCAUCCCUAAACCAUAUACCCGAGUGCCACGUCCAGACUCCGCUUGAACACUUACAGAGAUGGUGACUCCACAACCUCCCUGGGCAACUUAAUCAAAUGCCUAGCCACUCUUUCAGUGAGUUUUUUUUCUUUCUAAUAUCUAAUCUGAACCUCCCCUGGCACAACUUGAGGGCAUUUCCUCUCAUAUUUUCAUUUGAAACAUGACAGAAGACACCAAUCCCCACCACACCACAACCUUCUUUCCCGUAGUUAUAGAGAGUAAUGACGUACUCCUUGAGCCUCCUCUUCUCCCAGCUGAACAACCCCAGCUCCCUCAACCACUCCUUAUAGGAUGUGUUUUCUAGACCUUUCACUGGUUUUGUAGCCCUUUUCUGGAUACGCUCCAGCACUUCAGUGCCUUUUCUGAGGGGCUCAAAACUGAACACAGGAUUCAAGGUGCAGCCUUACCAGCAGCAAGUACAGCAGUACAAUCAUUUCCCUGGUCCUGCUGGCCACACUAUUCUUGAUACAGGACAAGAUGUCAUUGGCCUUCUUGGCCACUUGGGCAUUGCUGAUUCAUGUUCAUGCUGCUGACCAGCCCUCUCAAAGUCCCUUUCUGCUGAACAUCUCUUAAGCCACUUUUCCCCAAGCCUGUAGCAUUGUUACGUGGGGUUGUUGUGGCUCAAGGGCAGGACCCAGCACUUUGCUUUAUGGAACCUCGUGCAGUUGUCUUCAGCCCACCAAUCCAGUCUGUCAAGACCCCUCUGCAGAUUCUUCCUUCCCUCCAGCAGACCAACACUCCCACCUGACUUGGUGUCGUCUGCAAACUGACUGAGGAUGCACUCAAUCCCCUCAGUUUGACUGGUCAAAUAGUGUGCUGGAGAAAAAAAAAAGGCUGAACUAAACUGCAUUAUACGGAUACUUCAUCUGUCUUGGACUACUUUGAGAACACAAGCAUAUGAUUCUGUUUUAUAAACUUAUUUGUUACAUCCAAGAUUGUAACCCUUCUUUUUAGUUUCUAAACCACUCUCUCCUUCUCACAUCAGGCCUGGAAAUUAUUUCAGUGGGACAUCCUUGUGAUCUUUCAGGAUCUGGUGUCUGGGGAAGUUGAACAAUGGUCUAUAAUAUAAGUGGAUCUAAAAGACACCUGAAAAUGUUCCCAGUUUGAGCUUUUGAGGGAGAAUUGGGGAUUGAAGUGUUGCCCUCAGCACAGAGGUGAGGUGAUGAUGUUAAUUAUUAUCCAGGCAAAGGAGAGAAAGUAUGAUCUGCUUGACAGACUGUAAUACAAACCUAAAAAUACUGUUCCCUAAUCAGCACAGGCAGGAAAGGUAGAAACCGUCUGUGAUAAUGGGAGGUACCUUGCAUACUGCAUCCUACUAAGACUUAUUUAGAAAAGAGAGGAGUACCAGUUCCCAGAGUUCAGGUGUUUUCAGACCUGGGGUUUUGGAAAGGAAUUUGAAAAAGUGGGUUUUCCUAACCUGCUAACACAAAAUUUCCCUCUCCUAACAGCCAAGCCUUUUGGACAUAGUAGAAAAGAGCUUGAUUCUGGUUUCUCAUGGCUGUUCCCAGUCGGUAGAAACAGAAUGGAUUUAGCAUCAGCCCCAGAGGGGUAAUGCAAAUAAUUUUUAACAAACUUGCUCCUCUCCAGCUGCCUCUCACAACAAAACAGGUGUUAUAAAGCCACAGAUAUUUAAGUCCAUGUAUAACACCCUGAAGAUACAAUCUAAAAAGUGGGACUCAAACAUCACACCCACAGCAUGAUUUUGCAUGCAGGCUGUGAGUAGUGCUCCAUGCUUUAAGUUCCUGUCCAUUCUCUGCUCUUCUUAGAAUGGGGCCCUAAAAUUAGAGAAAAUCUGCAAAGUAGGGUGUUGAGAAUUGUGGAGCUUUAAAGAACUACUUGGAUACUGAGUUUUGGUUGAAGACCUCUAAAUUAAAGAGAAUGGUGGUGCCUCUCCUGUAACCCCUGGUGGUGCUAGUGUGUUGUGGUAUGCUAAUGAAAUGCUGUUCAAGUUCUACCAUGCUGCAACUUCCAUGACGUGGAUUUUUCAGCAAAACUGGGAGUCCAUUUUCGAGGUCAGUGCCAGGUUCAUGAUAUUAAGCUGUCUCAAAUUGGCUUAUUUCAAAACACAACUGGCAGUGAAUGCUCUUAGUACAAAUGGGUUUUCAAGAGUGUUACUAAGCAUCAGUGUAACUUUUUAUUUAAAAAAAUAAUCCUUUUCUAUGUAUGUGAAUGUGUAUCUUUUCUAAUAUUUAUUAGGAUUUCUUGUAUAAAAAGUGCAAUAGUAAUAAUUGUACAGAUAAAACUAUUUUGCCAUUUUUUUAAAAUCUCCCCAGAAUUUUGUUCCUCUAAAAUCAACAGUAAUAGUGUAUUUCUCUUAGUUUUAAUAGCACUUGCAUUUAGUUGGGAAUCUGCUUCACUGUGCACAGAGUGCUUUAUAAACUAUGGCGUGAGGAAGGGAUGAUGUUUUUAACUUGUGAAAUGGUAGUUAUGCAUGGAAUGAAGGACAAUUCCUUAAUAACAUAAUAAUAAUGAUGAUGAUGAUGACAAUGUGAUGGAAAUUUCUGGUACAUUAGUUAACACAAAGCAAAGUAUUUGGGAAAACAUUUUCUUUUGUUUAAAAGCAAAACAUGCUAAGGUGAUCACAUGUUCCAUGUGUUAUCUGUAUAACCGUGCACAGGAUAAACAUGAAGGAUCUGAUCUGGAGUGGCCACUGUGUUGAUUUAAUUUCACGUCUGUCUUCUGAAUUGUGACUUGGCAGCAUCUCAGUAAGAUAAGGAUUGCUGGAUAUUUUAGGAAUCUCUAAAGGGAAAACAGAACAGCAAACUUGUAUUUAUAUAACUUUUUGUACAAGUAAUGCAGGUUACUUAUUUAACCACUACUGUCUGAUGUGUUGGUUUUUUACCUUAAAAACAAAAGCCAAAUUAGCAAAGUUGUUGGAGUUCUCUGUCCUUAUUCCAUAUUAUGAUAGCAGCACACAUCUAUUACACAAAGUACACAUAAGGUGCCUGCCUUGGGAAAAGAGCAUGUCUUAACUCAUUUUUAAAGGUCUCCAGCCAUUAAGAUUCUGCACCCUGUCUUGAAGAUAUGUUUUAAUUCUUCAUUUGCCUUGCUUUAUUCUUUUUUGUUAAUGUCCUGCCUCUAUUGCUUUUGCAGAAGUAUAAAGCCAUUGCUGCUGGUUCAAGGAUCAUGGAUAUCAAUAAAAGUAUACUCCUUUUUUUCUAUACAGCAAUGCUUCAAGACAUCUUAUAACUCUCCUCAGCAACUUACAGCUUGAAGAAACACCUGUUAAUUCAAUUUUUCCUUACAGAUUUCUGCUGCCUUCAGUAAUGGAGCUGCCAGCUACCUGAUGCACCUAAAGCAUAAGAUGUAUACAUUGAAGAAAUCCUAGUAAUGGUCAGAAUUACGAGGGGAAAGAAGAAAAAAAAUUGAUAAAACAAAAGCAUUUUUUCUUAACAAAGACAAAAUUGAGUUUUGAAAACUAAGCUGGUUCUUGCUCUUACCCUUCUCAAACAAAUAAUAUAUCUCUUCUAAAAGGGAAAAGUGAUUUUGCUCUGAUUUACUGACAGUUUUCCUUGUGUGAUAUUCCUGCAUAUAUUUUUUUUAGAUACCUAAACUGCAGGUAAAUAACACCUCACACAUACACUAACUCAAACAGACAACCAAGUCAAAGACCAGACCUAAGACUUCGAAGCAACAGUACUGAAGGCAGUGGGAAUUUCAUCAUUCAUUUUGAGUAAAACAAGUAUAGAAGCUGGUGCUGAUGUAAAAUAAACAGCAGGCUGGCUUAGGUUCCCAACAGAAUAAUGAUGCUCUUUUAUGCAUAUGGCUUUAGUUACUAGUCAGGUCAAAAAGCCUUCAAAACCUUCAAAGCGAGCUUCCAAUUUUGUUCCUCCUACUAAUUUUCCUCACAAAAAACAGUUCUGGAAAAAACAGAAAAGUACAGUGCUGAAAGGUUUCCCACAGAAGACCUACUCCUGGCCUCUGUUAUGUGGCAAGGCAAGGAUAACUAAACUACUCCAGGCAUCUGCAUCUUCAUGCAUCAUCUUAAAAUGAGAGAAGCCAUAGGCAGAGAUUUCAAAAGUAACCUUUAGCUGGAAAUUUUCUUCCUGCUAUCUGGCUGCAGUCAUAUGGACUGCAGUUGAAGCUUUUUGACUUUUAAGUUACUCUUAAAACUACCUUAUCAAGUAAAAGCCUAGAGAUCACCUUGAUAUCUGUUUGGUGCUCAAACACCAAUUCAUUAAUAAAUUUGGUUAUUCUGUGUCAGCAUAAGCUGACACCUCUGUUUGUAGAAGAAGGUGAACCAAAAGCUUACUCUUUUCCAGUUUUUCAAGACUGUAAAAAACCAAAAGUUUUUAAUGCCAACUUUCAGUAAGUCACUGAUCAUUUUAGCUAGUAGUUGAGUAAAUUGGCUUCAUUCAUUCAGUUACGUAAUUUUUAACAAACGCUUUCAAACUGUUUUGAAUGUCAGAUUUUCUCACAGCGUACCAGUGUAUACAGUUGAGAAGCUCAAAACUGCUCAUGCUGACUAUGGCUCUGCAUAUUAGCUGCAGACCACAUUUUGGGAAUCAUCAGUUUAACCAUUCCCUUCAUUCUGUUUUGUAAAGGUAUAUAUGUAUUUAUCAAUAGUGUCAUGUAUUAACUCUCCACUUUUGUGGAAACUAAACCUAAGAACUUGUCAAAUACUUGAGUUUGCACAAAACUAAGGGGGAGAGGAAAAUCAGACCUCCUUUCUCUACUGAUCUCAUACAUUUCUCACACCGAAAGCAUAUUGGUUAGUCAUAGUUUCACCUACAUUGCUUUUCAUUGUCUCCACCCAACAUCUCCCCUCCAGUCAAUCAAAAUCAAAUCUAAAAUCUGGUCAUAUACAUAGUAAUUUUAAUAAAUUUUUAUGUAAAGUUUUCACUAAGGCAUUUCAAUAAUAUGCAAUCCAACAUGCUAUUUAUCCAGAUUUAUAAGCAGUAAAGCCACAUGUCAACACCUCCUCUUUUGAUUGAAAUACUUAUUUCUGUUCUCACCUGCUUUUUCACUUGUUCCUAUUCUCAACUUCACAUGUGAAGACAUGAAUACAACAAUACAUUUUAUUCUCCAUCUGUCCCUCUGAGAAGAAAAUACUAUGCUCAAAGUCGUCGUUCCUUCAGUG